AUUUCGUCUUCGCCAUAUUUACACAGUGAUGCCGGAAGGAGCUUCUCGGGAUUCAGCCAUGGCGGAGAUCUCUGAAGCACCAACUUCCUCCGAUCCACCAAACACUAAGUCCGAAGAGGAACAUUUCGACCCUAAAACCAUGCGUAAAACCAAGCCUGGAUUGAAGCGUUUAUUUCUCACUCUCACUGUCUUCAUCUCUUUUCUCAUCGCUUUGCCUUUCUUACUUAAGUCCAUAGAGAUUUACCGAGCACCAUUGCCUUUUGAAGACAUCGAUUUACUAUCAACCGAAAUGGAGAAGAAUCAUUUGUUGUUCCCUUGCCAAUUUCAAGUAGUUUUUGUGAAUUUCGAUGAUAUUACUGCUGUAAAUGAGCUAGGGCUUUUGAUCGAUUCUCAUAUGCAAAAACUGACUUCAGAAAAUUCUCCACCUUGUGGCGCGUGUGGUAACAAUGUUACUGUGGCUGUAACAAUUGAUUCCAAUUCCAACUGUAUUCACAGCGAAAGCGGAAAUGGCGACAGUAAAUGGCAGUGUGGUAUGUUGAAUGGAUUUGAUAAGGUGAAUGAUCAUGAUGAGGAUUUUGAUGAGUAUUUAGAGUCGGUAUUGGAUAGUAAGAAUAGGAAGGUUUAUACGGUUGUGGUGAUGAAUAGGAAGCAGGAGGACGUUAGAAUUGUGGUUGGAAAGUAUAGGCAUGCUUGGAUAGUAGGAAAUGAUUCUGUAGAGAAAGCUGUUGAGAAAAUGGCAGAGAUUUUUAUCAAAGUGUUUGUGAAUGGUGGGAAGGAAGAAGGAUCAAUUCGUGGGGAAUUCAUGCCAGUAGGUGCUGAUGGCAAGGUCGUGCUUUCUUUCAGUCUUUUGAAUUCUGAUCCACAUGAUUGGGUUUAUGAUUGGGAUUUUAAGGAGUUAGAUGAGAUUCUGCUAGCUCCUGUGGUUGAUGCUUUAAGACCAGUGGCUGACAUUAGUGUGGAAAGCCAGGUUCUAUAUCAUACUCCAAAGUCUUCAUAUUCAUAUUGGGAUGACACACAGGGUAGCUAUAUUUUCAGUACAAAAGAUCUUCCUUUCUUUGUAAAUUCAAAUGAAUGGCACUUGGAUACUUCAACAGCAGCUGGAGGGCGGUCAAAAGUCCUGCAUUUUGUGUUAUAUGUGCCAUCUGCAAAAGAGUGCCCUCUAAAGUUGCAGUUGCCAAAUGGAGAGAUUUCCAUGACAAAUGGUUUUAUAUCUCCGAUGUGGGGAGGUAUUAUUGUUUGGAAUCCACCGGCCUGUGUAGAGAAUUUUCAAAUGCAACAUCUUUCCAGGCACAAAAUUUCCUCUGAGGACUUGAAGAUGAUUUCUGAAGUUUUCAUGGGACAGUUGCGCCAACUAUUUGGUCUGAAGUCCGAGAGCCUUUACGUUGGUGGAUUCGCCACAUCUGUACUUUUAACCAGUGACAAAGGCUUUGCAGAAUGGGAGUUGGACGUGUUAUCUAGGCAUCACACAUGUUUCAAUCUUCUUCAGUGUGGCACCACCCUUGGAUCUCUUUCUCGAUUGGUUCAGUCACUUCCCAGGAUGAUAAUCAUGGAUGAAAUAGGAAAACAGGUAAAGUAUUCUCUUGAAGCUGCAAAAUUAUCUCUAGGCAAUGUGUCUUUAGGAUAUUCUGAUGCUUCUGCUGUUUCCUCAAGAAAAGCAAGAGCAUUAGCAGAGGAUGCCUUUUAUCAUCCAUCUAUGAUGUCCGUGAGCUAUUAUUCGUUUGAGCACUGUUUUGCUGUAUAUUCGCCAUUCUUUCUGCCAGUUUCACUGCAUGUGCUUCUUGCAGUCAUGAGAGAAUGGAAAAGAUAUAGAGUGGAAAACAGAAAGUACCUUGCAUGGAAGGUCAAGGUCAAAGUUGAGUAGCAUGCCAGAGUGGAAGCACAAAAACUGGUGUCCAUGGACAAUGCAAAAGUUGUGGGAAAAGCUUGUGAGGCUUGAUUGGAGAGAUGACACCUUUCGUGGUAGACGGUAGUGUACCGAAAAGUUUUGGAGAAUUGAGAUGUUGUACACUAACAUUCCAUGAAGAUUUUAUACAAAAUUGACUAGAUACAAAUUCACCUGUAUAUUUUUUUCUUCCGACACUAUCGUGCAAUGUUGUAGUACUACAGCGCAGAAUUUGCUUUGUGCAAAACAUUGUCCCCGAGAUGAAAUUUAGGCUAAAAAAUCAACUUU
Messenger RNA from Solanum verrucosum, 2170 nucleotides. RefSeq lists its product as uncharacterized. Gene Ontology annotation, cellular component: GPI-anchor transamidase complex. The transcript is spliced from 13 exons. NCBI's taxonomy places the organism in Eukaryota, Viridiplantae, Streptophyta, Magnoliopsida, Solanales, Solanaceae. Bases 29 to 1861 code for a protein of 610 amino acids. Gene Ontology annotation, biological process: attachment of GPI anchor to protein. The record is from RefSeq and is a predicted model, not a curated record.